Mercenaria mercenaria is the source of this 6104-nucleotide messenger RNA. RefSeq lists its product as uncharacterized. Bases 217 to 2442 code for a protein of 741 amino acids. The record is from RefSeq and is a predicted model, not a curated record. The transcript has 2 exons. Lineage: Eukaryota; Metazoa; Mollusca; Bivalvia; Venerida; Veneridae.
GACAUUAUAACUGUAAAGGGCAAACUCAGUUGCAAAGCGUAGUAAAACUGCGUUGGAUAAUUGCAACUCGCAAACGGUGUAAUUUUAUAUUUAUUAAUAAUAUACGAUAUGAAAACAUUAACACGUUUUCUUAACAUGACAAUGUGCUGCUGUUAUUGAUUUAGAUUUCCAGAGAUAUACAAAGAGAUAAGAGGAAUGCAGGCGUUCUGAAAGAUUAUGAGUUCCAAAGAAAUGGAUCUGAGAUCAGUUUCAGAGUUGAUCUCAAAAGAUUUACAGCUUUCCCCAUUUGACAAAUGGAGUACAAGAUUAAGUAAAACAAAAACAAAAAUAGAAGACAAGAUUAUAUCAUUUGAAGUUUGUAACAUGGGCAUAGAAGAGGUGCAUCAAGCCGGAAGUAUAGCAGAGGGUACAGCAGUUGAGGCAAGUGACGCAGAUAGGAUGUUUCAGUUGAGAGGAAUAGAAAUUCUUAAGUCCAGGGAUACCUGUGUAAACGUGAAGGAGGGCAUUAUUUAUUUUGUAUCUGAUUCAAGUAGAUGUAAUCCGGGAUAUGUCAGACUGUUACCAAGUGAGCAUAACAAAUCCAUGUACCACACUAACUUAAAAACGGAUUUUUGUGAUUACCUUCAACCAAUGUCAGACGGGUCUUACUUGUCUAGUGAAUGGUUUCGAUAUAUGAUGGUAAGCUUAACGCAAAAUGACGACGAGUUCCCCUUUGAAAUAGUUCAACAUGGCCCAUGCACGAUGAUAAAAUACGAAUAUUUGUACCACGAUAUUGCCAGUAAGCGAGCGGUUGUAACAGAAUACGACGCAGCCUACGCUUUGACGUACACAGGUUGGCCAGAAGAAGCAAUCGAAUGGACAACAAGGGAUAGGAAAUUUGGCUGGCCUGCGCCUACAUUGAUAAGUAAAAUAUCUAAAAUGAAUUGUCAUGUUGUUCCUGUGGGUGAUUCUAGUUCUACGACAUGCUCACUAGAAUGGCGACAGUCGUUUCUGUUAUGCGAGAAGGAACUUAUCUGGAACUUCAACGAUACGCAAAUACAGUGCUAUGUGAUCAUGAAGAGGCUUGUCAAAACAUACAUUGAUCCUCUUGCGCCCGACCAGAUAAGCUCAUACAACCUAAAGACAGUGAUAUUUUGGGUAUCUGAGGAACAUGGAUUGUAUGAAUGGACUCCGGCAAAACUGCUUCUUUGUUUGAAGGAUUGUUUAGCACGUUUGUCGCAAUGCAUUGAACGUAGAAAUUUGCCUCACUAUUUCGUUAGAAAAGCAAACCUUUUCAGGCAUCGUUUCUUGUCGCCUCAUGAGAAAAUAGACGCAAUAGAAAAACUACGAAAUGUAACAGACAAUAUAGUUAUUUCGACAAUUAAUGCAGGUCUACAUCCGCAAUCAAAAAUAUGUAAACUGUGGAAAGAUAGUGGUAAAAAACUACCAAUGUUUCUGUCAGAAGGAGUCAAAAACGAAUUUUUAGAAAAUCACCGGGUGUCUUUAUUACUUCGGCGAAAGACUGUAUUACAUCGUGCAGAGUUUGGAAUAAUGAAAAGAUAUACUUCAAAUUUCACCUCAGAUCAAGUUAUUAGUAAAACACUCCAGUUCUUAAAUGAAAAACAUCAUGAUGUUGAUGAAGCAGUUGCCGCAAGAGCAAGGCAUUACUUGCACAUCCGAAGAGGUUUAGAACACCUACAAAAAGCCACACACUCAGAUGACGAGUGGAAAAAGAGACACCUUCAAGACAUGGCUUUGAGUGAAAUUGAAAAAGGCUCGAAAUUAGAUAAGUUGUCUGGACCACUGUAUCUUGCCACAUACUAUAUGUGCAUUAAAGAUAUCACAAAAUGCAUCGCUGUUAUUGAAGAAUGUAUAGCAAAUCUUCCAAGUAAAAUGUUUUACGCUGGGUACUGCUCUUCAAACCAGUUCAUGGAAAUCGAGAAUGGGAAACCCUUAAAGAAAACUGGGUUUGAUAUUCCACCCAACGAGAUAAAUGCUUUAGAAACAACAUUUGAUAUGCUUUUUGCUAAAGAAGAUUAUGCAGUAGUGCCAGCAUCUGUAGUAUUUGCAUGCGCACUUCUUCCACAGUACGGAGAAAAAUAUGUGGCCAUUCAUCCCUUUGUCUAUGCUUAUCAUCUUUUACAUUUUGCAAAAGUAUUAUGGGAGGGACCAAGUUGGCAGACAAAGGAAAUUCUUGACUACCUAGAGGAUCUUGUGACGGAAUUUUGCGACACACCGCACGUUUUCAAUUCUCUAAACGUCAUUGGCUUUUCACAAUUUCUGGUAGGAAACAAUUUGGAAGCGGUUGUUCAGUUUGCUACGUCUUUGCAAUUAACAUCAACUAUGCCGAAUGUUAAGAAUGGUGCUGCCUGGUGGCUGGCCAUCUUUCUUCAUGCUGUGCAGUCACCUUCAACGGAGACCUUUAGCGUAGCUGAAAUGGAAAUAUUGAAAAAAUUUCACUGAGCCUUAAAUGCCUUAAGCAAAGAAUUAAGGAACCUGGAACCAAGAAUGACCUUAAAAUUUGCAAAACAUUAUUCAUCAUUGUUUUUUAAGAUCUACACAGUCACUUAGAUGCGUUAGGCUGUCACACAAUUGCAAACUUGUUAUAAGUAUGUGUGUAUUAAAACAACAAAUCUCAUAUGUUACGACCACAAAAGUGCAUAUACAUGACGUAUUGUUUACAUUAAAAUCAUUUGCCCAAUACUAGAGAGUUUUAAUGUUGUAGCUGAGAGAAUUGCUUUGAAGUAUUCAAUAUGUUCAUUCAUAGAAAGCUCAGUUCUUGAUGCAUCUACUAUUGGCGACAGCUAACUCGGUAUUUCUCACUAAACUGUAUAUACCAUAGGAAGUGUUUUUCUUGCUGUAACAAUGAUGUAAAUUUAUAAAUUCCAAUUCUAGUAUUUCAGUAAUUUAAAUACGUUUUAUCAUUGUUGCCGUAAAAGACCCGACAGCCGUCCGAUCUGGUCCGUACUAAGACUGUAGUUGUGUACAUGCGGGAUUACUGAAUGACUGAAUGAUAAUGCCAUAUACAUUUGUAUGUUACAAUUAUGAUACAUCAAAAUCAAUUCUGUAUGUAAUGCUUGCUAAUUAUUCUACCAUUAACCGACUAUCUUAGAAUAAACUCAUUGUGUCAGUAAUAUGCAUGCAUUAUAUUUAACCACUCCUAACGGUACACCGCACCCUUACUUCUGAUGUUUUAUAUCCCUCCUUUCGUUAUUUGUUUUUUGGGGUGGGGUGGGGAUUGGGGAAGUAUAUAACGUACGUCCCGGAAUUUUGUGUGUCCAACUCCUAUCUGGUUUGCUGUGUGUAUUUUUACCGCGGUUUAGGCCUUUUGAUAUUCAAAUCUAAGGAAAAAAAUUAUGUGUCCAACUCCAUACUCACAAAUGAAGGAUCUUCGUGUGGAGAUGGCCUUUAAAAACGGACAUUUUUUUUCUGUGGUCAUUUUAUUUCUAGAAUUAUGGCUCUAUCUUCAUUUCACAAAAUAGACACAAGCGAAGAAACUAGGUGUUUUCAAACACGACCACAAAAGUGCAUAUACAUGACGUAUUGUUUACAUUAAAAUCAUUUGCCCAAUACUAGAGAGUUUUAAUGUUGUAGCUGAGAGAAUUGCUUUGAAGUAUUCAAUAUGUUCAUUCAUAGAAAGCUCAGUUCUUGAUGCAUCUACUAUUGGCGACAGCUAACUCGGUAUUUCUCACUAAACUGUAUAUACCAUAGGAAGUGUUUUUCUUGCUGUAACAAUGAUGUAAAUUUAUAAAUUCCAAUUCUAGUAUUUCAGUAAUUUAAAUACGUUUUAUCAUUGUUGCCGUAAAAGACCCGAUAGCCGUCCGAUCUGGUCCGUACUAAGACUGUAGUUGUGUACAUGCGGGAUUACGGAAUGACUGAAUGAUAAUGCCAUAUACAUUUGUAUGUUACAAUUAUGAUACAUCAAAAUCAAUUCUGUAUGUAAUGCUUGCUAAUUAUUCUACCAUUAACCGACUAUCUUAGAAUAAACUCAUUGUGUCAGUAAUAUGCAUGCAUUAUAUUUAACCACUCCUAACGGUACACCGCACCCUUACUUCUGAUGUUUUAUAUCCCUCCUUUCGUUAUUUGUUUUUUGGGGUGGGGGUGGGGAUUGGGGAAGUAUAUAACGUACGUCCCGGAAUUUUGUGUGUCCAACUCCUAUCUGGUUUGCUGUGUAUAUUAUUACCGCGGUUUAGGCCUUUUGAUAGUUAAAUCUAAGGAAAAACAUUAUGUGUCCAACUCCAUACUCACAAAUGAAGGAUCUUGGUGUGGAGAUGGCCUUUUAAAACGGACAUUUGUUUUCUGUGGUCAUUUUAUUUCUAGAAUUAUGGCUCUAUCUUCAUUUCACAAAAUAGACACAAGCGAAGAAACUAGGUGUUUUCAAACAUGACCACAAAAGUGCAUAUACAUGACAAAUUGUUUACAUUCAAAUCAUUUGCCCAAUACUAGAGAGUUUUAAUGUUGUAGUUGAGAAAACUGCUUUGAAGUAUUCAAUAUGUUCAUUCAUAGAAAGCUCAGUUCUUGAUGCAUCUAGUAUUGGUGACAGCUAACUCGGUAUUUCUCACUAAACUGUAUAUACCAUAGGAAGUGUUUUUCUUGCUGUAACAAUGAUGUAAAUUCAUAAUUUCCAAUUCUAGUAUUUCAGUAAUUUAAAUACUUUUAAAUCAUUGUUGCCAUAAAAGACUCGAUGGCCGUCCGAUCUGGUCCGUAACAAGACCGUAGGUGUGUACAUGCGGCAUUACUGACCUGCAGCUUUCUUGUAGUUAAUGGUGGUUCCAUCAACGAUAAACAUAGGUAUGCGUCGAAACAAUACCGACUAUUUUAUUUAGACAUAUAUCCGUGGUCUGUUUAUGUCCUGUUCGUAAAAGUAAAAAUUGAUACCAAAAAUAGUAGUUUGAUGUAGCCUCAUGUAACUAUUGCGUAUCCAAUUUAAUAUGCAAUUGAUUUUGCAAUGUUUCGUAGGUAUAUUAUCUUUUAAGUUGGUAAGUUUGUUUCAAUCUAAAACACAAAUAUUACCUAAUACACAGCAAUAAAUGAUGUUUCACGACCACGGGCUGGAAUUGUUUCCGUCUUUACUUCCUGUAAAUAUCUGGCGUGAAGGUCAUUUAAAAGCUUAUUUAAACUGUACGUUUUAUUUGGUGGAUAAAAAAUUCCAAAGGUUUUCGAAUGGAGUAGAUAAUAUUUUCUUAAGAGGUAUGCAGGUGCUCAGUGCUAGACAGCAUUAUCCGACCAAUAAAGACUACGCGAAGAUAAGCUAGUCUUCAGAACUUGUCGCUAUAUAUAGUGUGCACAUGAUUCCACUAGUAACGAGAGGAAGGACCUUUAGCUAGACAUCUUGACCUCCCUAAAUCUGUAAAUUUCGUAAUUUGCACGACCUUUCCAUGUUCACUAAUAUUCACGGAUGUUCAAUAAAACUUAAAAACGUAUAAUGCCUUUGUUUAUAAUGUGGCGUCUGAUUUCUUAUUAAUCCUGUUUUUCGACAAUUGGUUUCUCUAAUAUUUGUCUGAUUUGAUAGAAUAGGAAGUUUUAUUGAUAAUGCAAUUGGAAGUUUUAUUGAACUCAACAUUUUUACCUCCCUGUACGAUUCUUAUAGAAUAAGGUCAUGCGUAGUUUAGUAGACGCAACUUGACCCCGAUGGUUGACCUUUGUAUUAUAAUACAUAUUGAGACACAAACUAUUAUUGAAAAGUAGUGUACGUAAAAUACGAGCUGCAUGAGAAAGUGGAAAUAUAAAGUUGUGAAAUUAUAAAUUAGUGUAGUGGAAAGUUUUAACCGAUCAAAUGUAAGUAUACCCAUUUUGAUAAUGCUCUGUAUACAAACAAAUUCCAUAUAAAUAUACAUGACUACAUGACUACCCUAAUCACCCUUUAUUUCUACAAUGAAAUAACCGAUAUGAAUAAUCAGCCGAAGGUCAACCAUCGCGGUCAAGUUGCGACUACUAUAAUUAAAGUACCCUGUAAAUAAACAUAUUAACAUAUAUUUGAGCAGCUGUUUCAUUUGAAUUUAACAAAUUAAGAAUUAAAUCUCAAUGCGUAUUUAAGUUUUGUAUGAUGGUUUUUUCCGAAACUUUGGAUACAAUGUUCAAAGAUUGCAAAUGAAUUCUGUUUAAAUACAAUUCAGUUUACCAUG